AUGGGAAAGAAGCGGAAGCUGUCGCAUCAUAAUGCGCAGGCCAGGGGGCCCAAGAAGCAUCCGCAGCAGCACAAGCAGGAGCAGCAAAAGGCGCACAAUGGCCCCAAGAAGGGAAAGAGUAAGCAGCAGCGCCAGGUCGACGAGAAGCCCACGAUCCCCUUUGAGCCUCACCACCGCAUCCUGCUCGUCGGCGAAGGUGAUCUGAGCUUCGCCGCGUCCAUUGUUCAGCAUCAUGGCUGUGCCAAUGUCACUGCGACUGUCCUGGAGAAGGAUGCCGAGGAGCUUCAAGCCAAGUACCCUCAUGUUGACGGCAACAUCGCUGUGAUUCGCGGCGAGGCUCCCAAGACCGAAAAGGCCGACGAGGAAGACAAAGAAGCUUCUACAAAGCCUAACGAGGGCGGCGGAAACGAUGGCGACGAUGAGAACGACAGCCAGGGCUCCGAUCAAGAUAGCGACAACGAGGAAGACGACUACUACGACUCGGACGAUCCAGACCAACCCCCCAGGCGCAAGCGCAAACUCACCCCAAAUAACCAGCUCCUCUACAAUAUCGACGCGACCAAGCUCCCCGCCUCCCUCACGCGGUCCGCCGGGUUCGACCGCAUCAUCUUCAACUUCCCCCACGUCGGCGGCAAGUCCACCGACGUCAACCGUCAGGUGCGCUACAACCAGUCCCUCCUCGUGUCCUUCUUCGAGCGCGCCAUCCCCGCCCUCGCGCCCGGCGCCGCAAUCGUCGUCACGCUCUUCGAGGGCGAACCCUACACCCUCUGGAACGUCCGCGACCUCGCGCGCCACGCCGGGCUCCAGGUCGAGCGCAGUUUUCGCUUCCAGGCGCGCGCGUACCCCGGGUACAGGCAUGCGCGGACGUUGGGUGUCGUGCGGAACGCAAAGGGGGAGAUAAGUGAGACUGGGUGGAAGGGUGAAGAGAGGGCGUCGAGGAGUUAUGUGUUUAAGAAGAAGGAAGAUAUUGCCCCGGUGACGGGGAAGAAGAGGCGGAAGGGUGACGAUUCCUCCGACGAUGAGGACUAA
Messenger RNA from Fusarium falciforme, 1029 nucleotides. Its product is annotated as DUF2431 domain-containing protein. The transcript has a single exon. Gene Ontology annotation, cellular component: cytoplasm. Lineage: Eukaryota; Fungi; Ascomycota; Sordariomycetes; Hypocreales; Nectriaceae. The coding region runs from base 1 to 1029 and encodes 342 amino acids. Gene Ontology annotation, biological process: rRNA base methylation. Gene Ontology annotation, molecular function: rRNA (uridine-N3-)-methyltransferase activity. The record is from RefSeq and is a predicted model, not a curated record.